AUGGGUUUCAACGAUCUAUUAUCCAAAGUCCCAAGCGGCCUGCUAGUGGGGUUUGCUGCCGUUGGUCUUUUUUCAGUGUCCAGCAAAGUAAUCAGCUAUAUUCGACUACUGCUGAGUCUCUUUGUGUUGGGCGGAAAGGAUUUGCGCAAGUAUGGAAAGAAAGGUACUUGGGCAGUCAUCACCGGCGCUUCCGACGGUAUUGGCAAGGAAUAUGCCAUCCAGCUUGCUCAGAAAGGAUUCAACCUCGUCCUGGUCUCCCGCACCGAAUCGAAACUCCAAACCCUCGCCAAAGAGAUCGAGCAGAAAUAUGCUGGCUCGGCUGUCAAAUGCAAGGUUCUAGCUAUGGACUUCUCAAAGAAUGACGACGCAGAUUAUGCGAAGUUCAAGGCCUUGGUGGAUGGGCUUGAUGUUGGGAUCCUGGUGAACAACGUGGGCCAGAGUCAUAGCAUCCCGGUACCUUUUAUCCUUACGCCUAAGGAUGAAGUGAGGGACAUCAUUGCGAUCAAUUGCAUUGCUACCCUCCGCGUCACGCAGCUUGUUGCCCCAGGAAUGGUGCAGAGGAAGCGCGGAUUGAUUCUUACAAUGGGUUCGUUUGCCGGCUGGAUGCCGACACCUCUCCUAGCUACGUACUCGGGCAGCAAGGCAUUUUUACAACACUGGUCUACGGCUCUGGCGGGCGAGUUAAAAGGUUCAGGUGUGGAUGUCGAGCUGGUGCUGAGUUAUCUGGUUACCACCGCUAUGAGCAAGGUCCGAAAAACUAGUGCGAUGAUUCCGAGUCCAAGAAGCUUCGUCAAGUCGGUUUUGGCGAAGAUCGGCCGCAGCGGUGGUGCACAAUCUAUAGCCUAUACAAGCACGCCGGCCUGGAGUCAUGCCCUGAUGCAGUGGUGGGUGGAGAACACCGUUGGGUUUGGAAGUGCGUUGGGUGUCAACGUCAAUAAAGGGCUCCAUGAGUCUAUUAGAGCGAGGGCAUUGAGGAAGGCGGCGAGAGAGGCAAAGAAGCAAUGA
Messenger RNA from Venustampulla echinocandica, 1005 nucleotides. RefSeq names its product Very-long-chain 3-oxoacyl-CoA reductase. NCBI's taxonomy places the organism in Eukaryota, Fungi, Ascomycota, Leotiomycetes, Helotiales, Pleuroascaceae. The coding region runs from base 1 to 1005 and encodes 334 amino acids. Gene Ontology annotation, biological process: fatty acid elongation. Gene Ontology annotation, cellular component: endoplasmic reticulum. Gene Ontology annotation, molecular function: ketoreductase activity. The transcript has 2 exons. The record is from RefSeq and is a predicted model, not a curated record.